AUGGAGACCGAGAAGAAAUGGACUCAAACAGAAAAGGGUGAAGGUUUGUCCUCUAAGGCUAUUGACUGCAACCAAGAGGAGAAGCGGAAGCCUAGAAUCCCGGGACCAGUUACAUUUGAGGAUGUCACCGUGGUCUUCACAGAGGCAGAAUGGAAGAGACUGAGCUCUGAGCAGAAGAACCUCUAUAGAGAAGUGAUGCUGGAGAUCUACAGGAGUCUGCUGUCUUUGGAUAAAGCGCUGAAGAAAUUAGAAAGCUCAAGAUUUGGAGCAGUGAGCUGUGGAGAGAACGGAGCAGACUGUGGCCUGAAUUCAAACUUCAUCACAAACCAGAAGCCUGUCUCCCGCGGGCAUCCCCAUGUGUGCAGUAAGUGUGGCCGAGGCUUUAACCAGAAAUUCAACCUUCUUAGGCACCAGAGGACACACUCAGAACAGAAGCCACAUGUGUGCAAGGAGUGUGGGGAAUGCUUUAAGUGGAAAUCAGAAUUCCGCUGCCACCAGAGGACACACUCAGGUGUGAAGCCGUAUGUGUGCGGUGAGUGCGGCCGAGGAUUUGCUCAGUUAUCAGGCUUGCUUUACCACCAAAGGACACACUCAGGGGAGAAGCCACACGUGUGCAAGGACUGCGGACGAGGAUUUUACCGGAAUUAUAGCCUUCUCAUACACCAGAGGAUACACUCAGGGGAGAAGCCAUAUGUGUGCAAGGAGUGUUUGCGAGGCUUUAAAUGUAAAUCAGACUUUCACCGCCAUCAGAGGACACACUCAGCGGAGAAGCCAUAUAUUUGCAGUGACUGUGGCCGAGGCUUUAAAUGGAACUCAAGCCUAUGUAUGCACCAGAGGACACACUCAGAAGAGAAGCCACAUGUGUGCAGUGAGUGUGGCCGAGGUUUUAAAUGGAAAUCAAGCUUCCACCGCCACCAGAGAACACACACAGGAGAGAAGCCAUAUGUGUGCAGUGAGUGUGGCCGAGGCUUUGCUCAGAUAUCAGGUUUGCUGUACCACCAGAAGACACACUCAGGGGAGAAGCCUCAUGUGUGCAAGGAGUGUGGGCGAGGCUUUAACCGGAAAUAUAACCUUCUCAAGCACCAGAGGACACACUCGGGGGAGAAGCCAUUUGUUUGUAGUGAGUGUGGCCGAGGCUUUACCUGGAAAUGGAACCUUCUUAAGCACCAGAGUACACACUCACAGGAAAAGCCAUUUAUUUGUAGUGAGUGUGGCCGAGGCUUUACCUGGAAAUCAAACCUUCUCAAGCACCAGAGGACACACUCAGGGCAGAAGCCAUAUAUUUGCAGUGGGUGUGGCCAAGGCUUUGCUCACAAGUCAGUCCUCCUUAAGCACCAGCGGACACACUCAGAUUUGCAGUGA
Chrysochloris asiatica (Cape golden mole) is the source of this 1362-nucleotide messenger RNA. RefSeq names its product histone-lysine N-methyltransferase PRDM9-like. The record is from RefSeq and is a predicted model, not a curated record. Gene Ontology annotation, molecular function: RNA polymerase II cis-regulatory region sequence-specific DNA binding; DNA-binding transcription factor activity, RNA polymerase II-specific. NCBI's taxonomy places the organism in Eukaryota, Metazoa, Chordata, Mammalia, Afrosoricida, Chrysochloridae. Bases 1 to 1362 code for a protein of 453 amino acids. Gene Ontology annotation, cellular component: nucleus. Gene Ontology annotation, biological process: central nervous system development; regulation of transcription by RNA polymerase II. The transcript is spliced from 5 exons.